AAAAAAAAAAAAAAGAAUGAGGGUGCAAUCAAGGUUCUUGGCUGUGAGUGCUCUUUGGGCUCCUCUCCAACAGCGCCACCUACAGGCACUUGCUUUUUAUGACACUGAGUAGUAACUCAGGUCAGUUUCUUUGAGAGAUGGUCUGACUUGUUGCCUAUUCCGGGCAAGGCUCUAUGCAUUGAAAGUUAGGUCUAAAGGCCACAUUAGGCCGGGGCGUGGUGGUUCAGCACUUUGGGAGGCCGAAGCAGGUGGAUCACCUGAAGUCAAGAGUCUGAGACCAGCCUGGACAACAUGGUGAAACCCCAUGUCUACUAAAAAUAAAAAGAUUAGCUGGUGGUGGCGCGCGCCUGUGAUCCCAGCUACUCAGGAGGCUGAGGGCUGUGAAUCACUGGAACUUGGGAGGCGGAGGUUGCAGUGGGCCGAGAUCGUGCCAUUGCACUUCAGCCUGGGCAACAAGAGCAAAACUCCAUCUCAAAUAAAUAAAUAAAUAAAAAUAAAGGCCCCGUUGGAUUGAGAUUAGGCAUUUUUGGGCUAGGCACAGUGUCUCAUGCCUGUAAUCCCAGCACUUUGGGAGGCUGAGGCAGGAGGAUCACUUGAGCCCAGGAGGUCAAGGCUGCAGUGAGCCGUGAUCGCGCCACUGUACUCCAGCCUGGGUGACAGAGUGAGAACCGGUCUAAAUAAAUCACUUAAUUAAAUUAAACGUUUAAAAAAGGUUUGGCCUCAUGGGUCAUGCCUUAAUCCCAGCACUUUUGGAAGCUGAGGCAGGCCAAUCACUUGAGUUCGGAUGUUCAAGACCAGCCCGGCCAAAAUGGUGAAAUCCUCAUCUCUACUAAUAAUGCAAAAAUUAGCCAGGUGUGGUGGCACAGGCCUGUAAUCCUAGCUAUUCAGGCAGCUGAGGGACGAGAAUCACUUGAACCUGGGAGGUGGAGGCUGCAGCGGGCUGAGAUUGUGCCACUGCACUCCAGCCUAGGUGAUAGAGUGAGACUCCAUCUCAAAAAAAAAAAAGCCAGCGUAGUGGCUCAUGUGUGUAAUCCCAACAGUUUGGGAGGCUGAGGCAGGCAGAUCACCUGAGGUUGGGAGUUCAAGACCAGCCUGACCAACAUGGUGAAACCCUGUCUCUACUAAAAAUAUAAAAUUAGCCGGGCGUGGUGGCGUAUGCCUGUAAUUUCAGCUACUCAGGAGGCUGAGACAGGAGAAUUGCUUAAACCUGGGAGGCAGAGGUUGCAGUGAGCUGAGUGCACCAUUGCACUCCAGCCUGGGUAACAAGAGCAAAACUCCGUCUCAAAAAAAAAAAAAAAAACUUUAAAAAAACAAAUAUUUUUGGCCAGGAUCCAUCUUGAUUCUCCCAGUGGCUACAUCAGGAAGAAGGGAAGGACAGGUUGUUUCUCUUUCAGGGAUGCUUACCCAGUGAGAAAAACACUUCCCCUGGGUCUGUGUAUUGGGUGUCUUUUUACAUCGAUGAUGGAUGCAUAGGGCCAGCUUCCUUGCAGUAGAUCCUAACCCAGGGUGUUCAGCUCUGCAGGUGUGGGAAGAGAGGAGGAGAGAGACCCAAGAGCGGGGCCCGCUGCAGGGAGGCAUCCCCACAGUGAAGGAUGCUUGAAGAAUCAGUCCCAGCUGCCCUGGAGCAGGAGCAGCUGGGGGAAGUCAAAGUGGAGGAGGAGGAGGCUACUGGCCCAGAGGACCCCAGGCGGCCAGAGUCCAGGCUGAGGCCCGAGGUGGCUCAUCAGCUAUUCAGAUGCUUCCAGUAUCAGGAGGACAUGGGGCCGAGGGCAUCCCUGAGCCGGCUCCGGGAGCUCUGCGGCCACUGGCUGCGGCCGGCUCUGCACACCAAGAAGCAGAUCCUGGAGCUGCUUGUGCUGGAGCAGUUCCUGAGUGUGCUGCCGCCACACCUCCUGGGCCGCCUGCAGGGGCAGCCGCUCAGGGACGGGGAGGAGGUGGUACUGUUGCUGGAGGGCGUCCACCAGGAGCCCAGCCACUCGGGGCCACUGGUGAGAGGGCCGGGGCAGCGGGCUGAGCAGCGUGGGAAUGACGGGGAUUUGAUCCCCGCAGUGAGGAAUCUCUGGAAACGCCACUUUCCCUCACCUGACCAUUACUUCUUCACCUCCUAACGCCUCCCCUGUCUGACUCUCACCCCGUCUCUGUCCCAUGUCCCCUCAGAGUUGGUAGGACACAGUUUGCCACCCCGGAGUGGCUUAACUUGAAUGUGUUUUGAGCAGGAUUUUAGUUGUAAUGCUGGCAAGAGCUGUCCCCGUGCAGACAUCACCUUGGAGGAACAGGGGUGUGUUUCCCAGGUCCCCAGCCACAGCCCCAAGAAGGAAGUGCCCACAGAAGAGCCUCCAGUGCUGGGCCUGUCGGAUGAGCCUCCCCGACCCCUGUCAGAGCCUGCCAAGCCUGCUGAGCUGGGACAGUGGAGACUUCCUUCAAGUUCAAGGCAGCUGCCCAGCCCGGGGCCCCAGAAGACAUUCCAGUCCCUCCAAGAAAGCAGUCCCCAGGGCCCCUCGCCAUGGCCAGAGGAGACUUCCCGAGAUCAGGAGCUGGUGGCCGUGCUGGAGUCCCUGACCUUUGAGGAUGUGCCAGAGAAUAAGGUGUGGCCUGCACACCCCCUGGGAUUCAGAAGCAGAACCGCAGACAAGGAGGAGUUUAAACAAGAAGACCCCAAAGGGGCUGCCUGGCCCGCUGCCAUCUUAGCAGAGUCCCAGGCAGACAGUCCUGAGGUGCCAGGAGAGCCUCCCUCCCAGACACUCGGACCGGGCGCUGCGGACAGCGGCCCCAGUGAAGAUGGGUCCCUUCUUGGUGGCAGGGAAAUACUGGAGGUCAAAGUGGCCGAGGGCGCCCCCGAGCCCAAUCCGGAGUUGCAGUUCAUCUGCGCGGACUGCGGGGUGAGCUUCGCGCAGUUGUCCCGCCUAAAAGCGCACCAGCUGCGCUCGCACCCGGCCGGGCGCUCCUUCCUGUGCCUGUGCUGCGGGAAGAGCUUCGGCCGCAGCUCCAUCCUCAAGCUGCACAUGCGCACUCACACGGACGAGCGGCCACACGCCUGCCACCUGUGCGACCACCGCUUCCGCCAGAGCUCGCACCUGAGCAAGCACCUGCUCACCCACUCCUCCGAGCCCGCCUUCCUGUGCGCCGAGUGCGGCCGCGGCUUCCAGCGCCGCACCAGCCUCGUGCAGCACCUGCUGGCGCACGCCCAGGACCAGAAGCCGCCCUGCGCGCCUGAGAGCAAGGCCGAAGCGCCGCCGCCGACCGAGGUCCUGUGCUCCCACUGCGGCCAGACCUUUCAGCGCCGCUCCAGCCUCAAGCGCCACCUGCGGAUCCAUGCCAGGGACAAGGACCACCGGUCCUCUGAAGGCUCCGGCAGCCGCCGCCGGGACUCCGACCGGAGGCCCUUCGUGUGCAGCGACUGCGGCAAAGCCUUCCGGCGCAGUGAGCACCUGGUGACCCACCGGCGGGUGCACACGGGCGAGCGGCCCUUCUCCUGCCAGGCUUGUGGCCGCAGCUUCACGCAGAGCUCGCAGCUGGUCAGCCACCAACGGGUGCACACCGGCGAGAAGCCGUACGCCUGCCCGCAGUGCGGGAAGCGCUUUGUGCGCCGGGCCAGCCUGGCCCGCCACCUGCUGACCCACGGUGGCCCUCGGCCCCACCACUGCACCCAGUGCGGCAAGAGCUUUGGCCAGCCCCAGGACCUUGCCCGCCACCAGCGCAGCCACACGGGCGAGAAGCCCUGCCGCUGCAGCGAGUGCGGUGAGGGCUUCAGCCAGAGCGCCCACCUGGCGCGCCACCAGCGCAUCCACACCGGGGAGAAGCCCCACGCGUGCGACACCUGCGGCCACCGCUUCCGCAAUAGCUCCAACCUGGCCCGCCACCGCCGCAGCCACACAGGCGAGCGGCCUUAUAGCUGCCAGACAUGUGGCCGCAGCUUCCGGCGCAACGCGCACCUACGGCGGCACCUGGCUACCCAUGCAGAGCCCGGGCAGGAGCAGGCCGAGCCCCCACAGGAGUGCAUAGAGUGCGGCAAGAGCUUCAGCCGCAGCUGCAACCUGCUGCGACACCAGCUGGUGCACACGGGCGCCAGGCCCUACUCUUGCACGCAAUGUGGCCGCAGCUUCAGCCGCAACUCCCACCUGCUGCGCCACCUGCGCACCCAUGCCCGCGAGACGCUUUACUAGCUUAACCCACCUUCCGCCAGCCAUGCCCUGCGCCCACCUACCUGGGGUGCUCUAUAGCAGAGGCCUGCAGGAAUGUCCCUUCCCACCAUACCCCACUUCCCUCUGCCUCCACUUCCACAACUGUCCUUCCCAGCCCUAGGCAUUAGUUCCCAGCCUCAGCAAUGUAAUUAAAACGCCCAAAGUAAAAUGGCCUUCUCCAAAA
Callithrix jacchus (white-tufted-ear marmoset) is the source of this 4365-nucleotide messenger RNA. NCBI's taxonomy places the organism in Eukaryota, Metazoa, Chordata, Mammalia, Primates, Cebidae. The record is from RefSeq and is a predicted model, not a curated record.